AUGGCGACCGCGAUGGCACCGACGUCGGUGGAGCGAGCAGUGCUGGAGGAGGAAUUCCGCUGGCUGCUGCACGACGAAGUGCACGCCGUGCUGAGGCAGCUACAGGACAUCCUAAAGGAAGCCUCUCUUCGCUUCACUCUGCCAGGCUCAGGCAUGGAGGGGCCUGCCAAGCAAGAGAACUUCAUUCUGGGCAGCUCUGGCACAGACCAGGUGAAGGGCGUGCUGACUCUGCAAGGGGACGCACUGAGCCAGGCGGACGUGAACCUGAAGAUGCCCCGAAACAACCAGCUGCUGCAUUUUGCCUUCCGGGAGGACAAGCAGUGGAAGCUGCAGCAGAUCCAGGAUGCCAGGAACCACGUGAGCCAAGCCAUUUACCUCCUCAACAACCGGGAUGAGAGCUACCAGUUCAGGACAGGAGCAGAGGUCCUUAAGUUGAUGGAUGCCGUGAUGCUGCAACUGACCAGAGCUCGCAACCGGCUGACCACCCCGGCCACCCUCACUCUGCCUGAGAUUGCCGCCAGUGGCCUCACGCGUAUGUUCACCCCUGCCCUGCCCUCCGACUUGCUGGUCAACGUCUACAUCAACCUCAACAAGCUCUGCCUCACUGUGUACCAGCUGCACGCCCUGCAGCCAAAUUCCACCAAGAACUUCCGUCCAGCUGGAGGCUCCGUGCUCCACAGCCCUGGAGCCAUGUUUGAGUGGGGCUCCCAGCGCCUGGAGGUGAGCCAUGUGCACAAAGUGGAGUCGGUGAUCCCGUGGUUAAAUGAUGCCCUGGUCUUCUUUACCGUCUCCCUGCAGCUCUGCCAGCAGCUCAAGGAUAAGAUCUCGGUGUUCUCCAGCUACUGGAGCUACAGGCCUUUCUAA
Molecule: messenger RNA, 864 nt
Organism: Pipistrellus nathusii (Nathusius's pipistrelle)
Lineage: Eukaryota; Metazoa; Chordata; Mammalia; Chiroptera; Vespertilionidae
Source: the annotation of a GenBank genome assembly